GUGCGCAUAUGUGUGCGAGCACAUGGCGCUCCUGGGAGGGCUAUCGGAGACGGUGCACCCGGGAGGGGAACGGCUGGCUCCCCAAGCCCUGUCCCCAGGCCUGGCCUGGCCCUCGGUCCCUUCCCUCAGAUAAUCCUAUCACGCAAACCUUGGGAGGGACCGGAGGAGGGCCGCGGGGCAGUGGGACCCAGAAGGGAUCUCGGACCCUUGGCCCCAUCCAGCCUGUUCAUUUUGUAGAUGAAGAAACCCAGGCUCAGAGGGGUGCAGUGACUGGCCCAGGGUCACAGAUCUAGAAACCCGAACUCCUCACCUGCAAAUCAGUGCUGCUAGGAGCCCUUGCCACGUUGGCCAGGACAGCGGCAGGGCUGUGGCCUGUGCAGAAGCAAAGAACUGGGAGAGGCAUGGUCAGAAAGACCGAAAGAGACACCCGAAGAACCUCCCAGAACAGAGGAAGAAGGUUCUGAAAAGACUUGAAGAAACUGACAAACCUGGAUGGCUACCCCUGACCAGAGCGUGGUCUCUAGAGCCCAGAAACCUGCGCAGGGACCGAAGGGGUGUGGGGCCCGCCUGGGUCCCCUAGACAACCUGGAGAGUAAGGAGACCCAGGAGCUGGUGCCGGCAGAGCUGGACAUGCUGAGGAAGGCACAGGAAUUCUUCCAGACCUGUGACGUGGAGGGCAAGGGCUUCAUCGCCAGGCGGGAUAUGCAGAGGCUCCACGCGGAGUUGCCACUCAGCCUGGAGGAACUGGAAGAUGUGUUUGAUGCCCUGGACGCGGAUGGCAACGGCUAUCUGACCCCAGAGGAGUUCACCACUGGUUUUAGUCACUUCUUCUUCAGCCAGAAUGAGCCAAGUGAGGAAGAUGCAGGUGAACAGAUGUCCCAGCUCCAGGAAGAGAAGGUGUACCAGUCCAGAGGGGAAGAGGACCUGGGCGACUUGGACGAAGAUGAGGAAGCCCAGUUCCAGAUGCUGAUGGACAGACUUGGAGCCCAGAAGGUUCUGGAAGAUGAAAGCGAUGUCAAGCAACUCUGGCUGCAGCUGAAGAAGGACGAACCUCACUUACUGUCCAACUUCGAGGAUUUUCUGACCAGAAUCUUCUCGCAGCUCCAAGAAGCCCACGAGGAGAAGAACGAACUGGAGUGCGCCCUGAAAAAGAAAAUUGCUGCUUAUGAUGAAGAAAUCCAGCAUCUCUAUGAGGAGAUGGAACAGCAAAUCAAAAGUGAGAAGGAGCAGUUUCUGCUAAAGGACACGGAGAGGUUCCAGGCCCGCAGUCAGAAGCUGGAACACAGGCUGUUAUCUAAGGAGCGGGAGCUGGAGCAGCUCAUCCAGAAGCAGAAGCGGCUGGAAGGCCAGUGCACAGCCCUCCAUAAUGACAAGCAUGAAACCACGGUGGAGAAUACCAAGCUGAAACUCACCAACCAGGAGCUGGCCCAGGAGCUGGAGCGCACCUCCCGGGAGCUGCAGGAUGCCCAGCAACAACUGGAAAGCCUCCAGCAAGAGGCCUGCAAACUCCAGCAGGAGAAGGAAAUGGAAGUGUACCGCGUGACAGAGAGUCUGCAGCGUGAGAAGUCGGGGCUCCUGAAGCAGCUGGAUUUUCUGAGGGAAAGGAACAAGCACCUUCGGGAUGAACGGGACAUAUGUUUUCAGAAAGAUAAGGCAGCCAAGGCAAACACAGCUGCUCCCAAGGCAAGCUGGAAACAGAGAUCUGGCUCUGUGAUAGGCAAAUAUAUGGACAGCAGAGGGAUUCUUAGAAGCCAGUCAGAGGAGGAAGAAGAUGUGUUUGGCGUGACAAGGAGGAGAAGCUCCCUGGGGCUGAGUGGAUAUCCCCUUACAGAGGAGGAGCCAGAGGCCAGGGAGCCGCACCAGGGAGCUCUCCGCAGAAUCAUCUCCAUUGAAGAAGACCCCCUGCCCCAGCUCCUAGACGGCAGCUUCCAGCCGCCGCUGAGCAAAUGCCCAGAAGAAGAGGACGUGUCCGACCAGAGGUUCGAAGGACAAACCCAGCAGGUCCGACCUUCUCCGCUGGAACUCAUACCCACAUCUCCCCGAGGACAGCCUGUUGGGAAAGAAGCUCUGUCUCAGGAGGAAGGCUCUUCCUCCACCCCAGACCGUCUCUUCAAGAUCGUGUUUGUGGGCAACUCCGCCGUGGGGAAGACGUCCUUCCUGAGGAGGUUCUGUGAGGACCGGUUCUCCCCGGGCAUGACAGCCACUGUGGAUGGGUCUCUUCUCACAUGCUUCAGGAUGCCAUUCUUCUUACUGCUGGACCUUUUCCUAUGCUGUUAUAAUAUCUGGAACAUCCUCCUGUCCCCUCCCUUCUGCCUCAUUCCACCCAAAGACGGAGAGCAUCCCCAGAUGAAGAGGAAGAAGGGCAGAGCCUGUGAACCAAGCCCAGAAGAGCCUGGCCUUGUUUGGCCUGGAGAGGAAUGGCUGGGACUGCUGUUGCUGUCCCUACCUAAGCCCUCCAAGGCGAGGGUCUCAGAAACUGAGCCUUUUGGAGUUGAUAGGAGAUGCCUUCUGGCUCCAGGAUCUGGCACCUUAAGGGGGAAAGGCUUUUCGAACCUCCGCAUUGAUUACCGUGUGAAGACCGUGCGUGUGGAUGACACUCAGGUGGCCCUGCAGCUGUGGGACACAGCCGGGCAGGAGAGGUAUCGUUGCAUCACCCAGCAGUUCUUCAGAAAGGCCGAUGGUGUCAUUGUCAUGUAUGACCUCACAGCCAAACAGUCCUUCCUAUCGGUCCGGCAUUGGCUGAGCAGCGUGGAGGAAGCUGUGGGAGACUGCAUCCCCGUCCUCCUGCUGGGCAAUAAGAUUGACAAUGAGAAAGAGCGGGAAGUUCCCCGGGGCCUCGGAGAGCAGCUUGCCAAGGAGAACAAUCUGAUCUUCUAUGAAUGCAGUGCCUAUUCUGGUCACAACACCAAAGAGUCGCUGCUCCAUCUGGCCAGGGUCCUCCAGGAGCACGAAGACACAGUGAGGGAGGACACUGUCCAGGUUGACCGCCCUGCCAAGAAGAAACCCUGCUGUGGCUGACGGCGGCCUCCCAGGAACGCUCCACCCAGGCCUGAGGUCCCAGGGCCUACCCUGCGUCCCGCACAGAUGCUUUCCCAAGGCCCACCAAGAACUCGGUCCUUGCAGUGACUUACUGCCCCCCGCCCCCAAAGGAAGGGGAGCACAUCCAGUCAGGAAAGCUGCUCUUGGAG
Rhinolophus ferrumequinum (greater horseshoe bat) is the source of this 3188-nucleotide messenger RNA. RefSeq names its product calcium release activated channel regulator 2A (gene CRACR2A). The coding region runs from base 493 to 3018 and encodes 841 amino acids. The transcript has 20 exons. Lineage: Eukaryota; Metazoa; Chordata; Mammalia; Chiroptera; Rhinolophidae. Gene Ontology annotation, molecular function: GTP binding; GTPase activity; calcium ion binding. The record is from RefSeq and is a predicted model, not a curated record.